AUGCUCAACAGGAUCUUCUUGGUUUGCCUGUUUGUGGGUCUGUACAGUGCAGGCUCCUCGCUGAGCUGCAGAUGGAUGGAUCAUAAAUUCAGACAGUACAGUGAAAACUCUUUGGAUCUACUGGAGACGAUGGUCAAUAAUUCCACUAACACCACUGAGGAUGCUGAAGUGGAGCACACUGUGGCCUUCCCUAAUGAUCUGUACAGCCAGGCGUCCAAAGCAUCAGCUGAGGAUAAACUUGGUUUCACAGUGCAGGUUCUGGACGAGGUGGCUGUCCUGUUUGAUGAGGAUCACAGCAAUGCAUCAUGGGGGGAGAAAACAGAGAAGGACUUUCUCGGUGUUGUAACGCAGCAGGCUGACGGCCUUCGCUCCUGUAUUGGGAGCCACAGCCACAAGAAGAAGAACAAGAAGGUGCACAUGUAUUUCAAGAGACUCUCCCGUCAUGUUCUCGAAGGAAUGGGCCACAGCGCUGAAUCCUGGGAGCUGAUCCGGAAGGAAAUUAAAAGCCAUCUAAUGAGAGUUGACCAGCUGGUUUCAUCUCUGCUCACCGCCAACUAAAAUCUGUCUGUCAGAUUUACCAUCUCCUCAUUUAUUUGCUUGUCUAUUUAUUUAUUUAGCUAUUUAUUAAUGUAUUUAUUUAUUGAGUUGUUGUUUAUUUAUAAACAGACUGGUUGAACAUAUAUUUUUCUAAGUUGAUCAACAUGCUUAUUUAUUUUUGAAAUGUGCACUGAGUAAAUUGGAAUCUAUAUUUUUUACAUGUUGUACCCAAUAAAAACUUUCAGCAAAUGCAAAAGUGAUGUUUGUUUAAAUUCCUGCUGGAUAAACAAAAGUUUUUUUUAUUGUUUACAAUAGAUAUAGAUAUAUAUAUAUAUAUAUAGACCAUGAAGAUAAUCUAACAACAGAAACAAGCAGGGCCUCAUUUUGACUCUGAUACACACCAAAUUUCUGUAGCAUUUUCUCUCUUUGUCCUGAGCUGUAGUUACAAGAUUUAAAAAAAGUUAGAGAAGAGUUGUUAAGAAAUCAAACACAACACAGUUUAUGGAAAAAAAAAAAAACAACAACUCUUGAGGCACCAAAAAUGU
Messenger RNA from Seriola dumerili (greater amberjack), 1082 nucleotides. RefSeq names its product interferon a3-like. The record is from RefSeq and is a predicted model, not a curated record. Gene Ontology annotation, cellular component: extracellular region. The transcript is spliced from 5 exons. Gene Ontology annotation, biological process: response to exogenous dsRNA; defense response. The coding region runs from base 1 to 558 and encodes 185 amino acids. Lineage: Eukaryota; Metazoa; Chordata; Actinopteri; Carangiformes; Carangidae. Gene Ontology annotation, molecular function: cytokine receptor binding.